CUUGUAGCGAAAAAAGUUAACACUCUAUUCAACUUAUUAUGGUUUGGAGCAGAGAAACUGAUCAGGAGGUUUGAUUAGUUAAUAAUAUGACGAAAGUUCAGCCAAGGGAUGUUUCUCCCAUAUUGCAGAUGCUUAGGAACUUCUUGCUGGGGAGAUCCAUGAAGAAUGCACUCAGAUUUCAAGAUUAUGUGGCAACAAGGUCACCUCCAAUGCCAAAUUUACCAGAAGGUCCUUCACAUAAAUUAUCUAGUAACUAUUAUUAUACAAGAGAUGGAAGACGAGAGAGCAGACCACCUUUGGAAUUAACUCCAACAAAUAUGAAAUCUAUUGCAAGUGAAAAAUCUGUUACAGGAAAACCAAAACCUUUGUCAAUAACACCUGGAAAAGGAUAUGUAUGGAAGAAGGUUGAGUCGAUUCAAUAAGAAUAAGUAGAUUGAAUGAGCCUUAUAGAACCUUGUAAUUUAGUGAAUUGAGAUGAAAUUAGUGUUUAAAAUAUCUAUAUUGUUUUAAUAAAAGAAAAUUGGACUUGAUAAAA
Molecule: messenger RNA, 535 nt
Organism: Centruroides sculpturatus (bark scorpion)
Lineage: Eukaryota; Metazoa; Arthropoda; Arachnida; Scorpiones; Buthidae
Product: NADH dehydrogenase [ubiquinone] 1 alpha subcomplex subunit 7-like
Exons: 4
Coding region: 87-422 (111 amino acids)
Biological process (GO): ATP synthesis coupled electron transport; mitochondrial electron transport, NADH to ubiquinone
Cellular component (GO): mitochondrial inner membrane
Source: RefSeq, a predicted model, not a curated record